Molecule: messenger RNA, 3187 nt
Organism: Solea solea (common sole)
Lineage: Eukaryota; Metazoa; Chordata; Actinopteri; Pleuronectiformes; Soleidae
Gene: klhl32
Product: kelch-like family member 32
Exons: 10
Coding region: 103-2130 (675 amino acids)
Molecular function (GO): protein binding
Source: RefSeq, a predicted model, not a curated record
GGCACAUGAAGAUAAGAGGGAGCUGUGAGCUUAGUGGGCUCAUUCAAAGCAGAAAUCGGCUCUAAACAGAAUGUGUGUGCGUGAGUGCGCGCUCUGCGAUGGAUGCAACAGGAUUAUGUUGUGCUCGUACGGGGGAGGCUGCUCUGCUCUCCGUCCCAACAGUUUGUGAACCGAGGCGCCGGCCUGUUGCUAGGAAACCUUUUUGACAGCUGGGAGCUUUUUUGGAACGUGACAGUUAAUGCACUAAUGGUGUCUGCUCCUCUGGCAACCCAAACCCUCUCCAUUGUACCCAGUAGGGAGAUGCUGACAGGACAGAGGCUCUGCCAGUCAAAGUCCCAUCAGGACUUGGUCCUCUCCGCCCUCAACCAGCAGAGAAAGGACGGUCUGCUGUGUGAUGUCACGCUGGUGGCCGGCGAGCAGAAGUUCCACGCCCAUAAAGCCGUCCUGGCAGCAUGCAGCGAUUACUUCAGGGCCAUGUUCAGCUUGUGCAUGGUGGAGAGUGAAGCAGACGAAGUGACUCUGCAAGGAGUGACCAGCGUUGGACUGAAGCAUGCUUUAGACUUCGCCUACACCGGACAGAUUCUGCUGGAGCCGGCAGUGAUCCAGGAUGUUCUGUCUGCAGGCAGCCACCUUCAGCUGCUGGAGCUGCUGAGCCUCUGCUCUCACUACCUCGUCCAGGAACUGGGCAGCGUGAACUACCUGGAACUGUACCGCGUGGCUGACCUGUUCCACCUCCCCACCUUGGAGGAGGCCGUGGUGGGCUUCCUGGUGGAGCAUCUGUCUGAGCUGAGCCAGAGCCGACAGGAAGAGGCCCUGCAGCUGCCCUACCGCCUCCUCAGGGAGGUGCUGAAGAGCGACCGCCUCACCUCCCUGAGUGAGGAGGAGAUAUGGAAGUUGGUCGUUUUGUGGUUGGAACACGACUGUCGCUACCAGUACACCGAGGAUCUUCUGCAACAUGUCCGCUAUGGCCUGAUGGACGUCCCUACCCUGCACCACCUUGCCAACAGCCACUCGUUGGUCCGGUCCAGUCCUACUGCCGCCGCCCUGGUGGACGAGGCCCUAGACUACCAUCACGCCGCCUUUGCCCAGCCUCUGCGCCAGUCGGCACGUACCAGGCCGCGCUUCCAGUCCCUCACCCUUUACAUAGCUGGCGGACGGAAGCGGGAGGUGAGCAGAGUCAGGGAGCUGCGGUACUUCAACCCGGCAGCGCAGGACCAUGUGCGCGUCGCAGGCGGGUCCAACUGGAGCGAGCUGGCACCCAUGCCCACUGGCCGCAGCCACCACUGUGUGGCGGUCAUGGGAAACUUCCUAUUUGUUGUGGGCGGUGAGGUGGAGCACGCCACCGGGAGGACGUGCGCUGUAAGGACGGCCUGUAGGUACGACCCCAGGGGCAACCGAUGGACUGAAAUAGCGCCCAUGAAGGCCUGCAGAGAGCACUUUGUUCUGGGAGCUCUGGGUCAGUACCUGUAUGCAGUGGGGGGCAGGAACGAGCUGAGGCAGGUGCUGCCUUCUGUGGAGCGCUACUGUCCCAAGAGGAACAAAUGGAUGUUUGUCCAACCCUUUGACCGCUCACUGUCCUGCCACGCCGGCUGUGUGGCUGACAACCUGCUGUGGGUCUCAGGUGGGGUGACGAACACAGCUCAGUACCAGAAUCGACUAAUGGUGUAUGAUCCAGAACAGGACCAGUGGUUGGCCCGCAGUCCGAUGCUGCAGAGGCGAGUUUACCACGUCAUGGCGGCAGUGAGACGACAGCUCUACGUGCUAGGUGGCAAUGACCUGGACUACAACAACGACCGCAUCCUCGUCCGCCACAUCGACUCGUACAACAUGGACCAGGACCAGUGGACUCGCUGCUCCUUCAGCCUCCUCACAGGUCAAAACGAGUCCGGCAUCGCUGUCCAUGAUGACAGGAUCUAUGUGGUUGGAGGGUACUCCAUUUGGACCAACGAGCCUCUGGCGUGCAUUCAGGUGCUGGAUCUGAGCACGGAGGGGAAGGAGGAGGUUUUCUACGGGCCAACGUUGCCGUUCGCCUCCAACGGUAUAGCAACUUGUUUCCUGCCUGCUCCAUACUUCACCUGCCCAAACCUACAAACUCUACAAGUCCCUCAUCACAGAAUAGGUGCCGUUUAACCCACUGAUGAACAAAGCGUCAGAAAACGUGAACAAAUGAUAAAAGACCAUGGGAGGAGCCUCUGCUGGACUCUGGACAGGCGAAUGUGACUUUCUCAAAAAAAGAAAACGUCCUCGAUCUUAGUAAUCAUCUGGAAACUGCCACCUCUCUGGUAUCGAGUGCAGAGGGAUUUCUUUGAGACCCAAAUGUAAUAACAUGAUUUUCCUGAUUCACAAGAGCCAUGUUAUUUUUGCAGGCUUAUGGGGAAAAUCAGACACAUACAGCUGUCACAAUAAUACAGCAUUACUGUUGUAUUUCCCCAAAGACAGGCAGCAUUCAGGAUGACCAGUGAUGAUACUGUGUGCAAGUUAAGAAAACAUAACUCUGCAGGGAUCAGAAUUCCCCAAGAAAAAAAAAAAAAAAAAGGGAACACGAUGCCAAUCCUAUUACCAAUUAAGUGACUUUUGGUGAAUUGCCUUGUUUUUUUUUCAACCCAUUAUAGGGAUGUAGGAGCCUUUUAGCUGAAAUAUCUAUAUACAAAAGUCAGUUAAACCACUAUAAUCACUUUGAUGGCUUGAAAAACAUGUGCUGCAUUGUUUUUUUCAAGAUAAAGAGGACCGAGCCUGUUUCAUCAUCGACUCGCAUGCAAUUUUACAUAUCUGGUAAACAAGUAUGAAGCGCCUGAGGCUGAGCUAAUCAAUACAUAAAUGAGUGUGUAAUGUUUUGAUUCAAAUUAAGUUAAAUUAAUAGAGUUUCCUGCAACAACAGCAGCCCCGUAUAGUACCACUAUAGUAUGCGAGUAUGAUAUUGACCUGUGGAGCUGAGUGUGAGAUUUUCAUUAUGCUCAGGAACUGUUUAUGUUUAAAAGAAUGUCUGGUCAUUGAUUCACAGAGUAUCUGCUGUAUAAUCUCCAAAGUGUGUAUGUGAGAUGAUAAUAAUACAGCAUUAUGCAGAUUUUCAAACACACCAAAUGGAGAGAAAACACGAUCCCUGCACUUUCCUCGUCUGUCCAACGUAACAAUGUGUCUGAAAAACAGAUGGAUUUUAAGGUUUCAGAAUAAAGAUGCUACAUAUAUA